CGCCACGAAGCGCCGCCAAGACCUUUGAGGCUGUACAUCUGGAUAGCGCCGUCCAUAAACACCAGCCUCAGCCUCGUGUUGCGAUCCUUUUUUCUCGACAUUCAACUCUGGCAAAAAUGCCUCGACCUAGUAUUCUCAAACAAUCUAAAGAUUCAAGAAAUUCCUCUCCUACUGGGUCACAGCCAUUCCGCUAUGUCGAGGUCUGCCAGAGACAGUCAAGCGCCAGUCUGUGCGAAUACCAGCUACGCAAAGUGCGCGUCGAUUGCAGCUUUCUCCUAUCACGAACAAAAUGGGGAGAACUGGAUGGGAAAGACUCUGGACUGAUGUAUCUGGAUCUAACCUUCCAACAACCGAGUGACUGCAAACUGGCCAACGCAACCAUCACCAUGACAUUCCACCAACUCACUCGUUAUCGGUUCAGUGAUAUGGAAGUGACUGAAUUCUUCGGCCCCCAAAUCCUCAGUGGAGAGAAGAAGGAGCGCCAUGUCACCAACACCUUCGAGGCGACUCCCAAGAUCGGGGCUGGGAAUGCGACAGUAGAAGGAAUUGGAGGCUCACGAACAUCCGAAGCAACAUUCGCCUCGAGAUGGAAAUUUACAGGAUCGCGCUUCGUCAGUGAUCAAUCUGCAGCCAACAGGGGGAGACAGUAUCGCCAGCUCGUGUGGCAUCUCGAAGAGAACGAAUUAGAGCGACAGGCAGUGCAUAAUUCAGUUAUUCACACGGCGCUUGCGUUUCAUCACGACGAUGAGCCGUUCUAUAUUGAUCUGGAGAUCAAGGCCAAAUUACAGCGGUGGCAUCAUCGUUUCAAGCAGCAUCUGCUAUGUCCGCCGCCUGGUCGCAAGGCAUGUACGAGAGCAAAGAUUGAGCCGGUGAUGAGCAAUAAAGACCCAUUCUUGGAACAAACGGCAAAAGCAUUGAAUCAAGCUAUGACAGAGGCGAAUCUGUAUCCUGUUCCUGAGGUCUCGGACCCAAGGCCAAUGGAGCCGGUCAAAGAAGAGAUGCAGUCAACAAACAACCAAUUCCGGCCAAAUGAAGCUUUGCUAGCUCUAGCACAGCAGCUUACAGGACAAAAGACCGAAAUUACACCAUCACAACCUGACUCGAAAAGGGUCGACCAAAGUACUGAGGAUCAAAAUGAACCAUCAAUCCCGCCUCAUUCAAUUGUUCCAUCCAAUACGAAAGCAGAAGAGAAGCUAGUGAUGAAUACUGCGAUGGUGCAGGUAUCGCAAUUUCUGGCAGCCUUGGUAGCCUCGUUGAUCAUGGGGCUGAGCAAAUUACACGGUGAUCUUGCGGGAGUAGGGAACGGACCAAAGAGUAUAUGACAGUAAACAUACGAUAUCCAUAUUCUAGU
Messenger RNA from Aspergillus wentii DTO 134E9, 1351 nucleotides. RefSeq lists its product as uncharacterized. Lineage: Eukaryota; Fungi; Ascomycota; Eurotiomycetes; Eurotiales; Aspergillaceae. The record is from RefSeq and is a predicted model, not a curated record. The transcript has 2 exons. Bases 117 to 1322 code for a protein of 401 amino acids.